GUACAACUUUAUAUACUUUUCUUUACUCCACUCGAUCUCACCUUAUCUCCAAAAUCUAAUGAUCUCCCCCUUUCCGCAGCUAGUUAGCCAGCUACCAUUUUCUAUCUACUUCGUAUAUACAAUAUCCACUACACAUCCACCCGAGCCACCUCCGGAUCCCUAUCCAUUAUACUCCCUUCAACCGCACCCUAGUCCCUCGAAUUAAACCCUUUCAUGCGUGCACUUCUCCGUCCACCAUUCAAACAAUGGGUAUCUCCACAAUCACGAACAAGCUUUUAAUUAACCUUCUAUUUACUCAACUGACACUCACCCCAGGCGAAGCUCACGAGCAAAUCAUCUAUUCUCCAUAACUCUGUACAACGUUCUAGCGUUGAAAUAACAAAGUCUAAAAACAUCCAAAAUCCCCCAUGCGUAUCCACUCUAUUGUGAAAAUGGAGUCUUGACUACUUUUUGGCAGCGGUCGUAUUCUUUCGCAUACCGGUACACCUUCUACUUCGGAAUCGUAGGUUACAUGACUAUUGAUACAUCCAUCGUAUUCUAUCCAUCUUUAUUAAUCGAAUUCCUAAACCCUCCCACUUCUUUGAUGGCCCUACUCUGAAGAAGAUUAAACAUAUGGAUCCCAAUGUAUUUCAGGAAAUACGAGUGGACUCGGGGCAGAAAAGAAUGGGACAGGAAUCAGUCCCUAUCAGUAAUUGAUUUAACACACUUGCAGUUGUGUUGCUAUAAAACACUUGGCAUUCCACUCAUCUUUCACCGAUAUAUAAUUGCAUUCCCAUUCUACUAAGUGUUGAACAUUUCAAUCAUUCACUACACUCGUUUACGUCGUUGACUCUCUAUUGUCAAUAUCGUUCUUUUCAAGCCAUUUUUAAACAUGAAGGGGGCAUCUUUAAUCAGCACGGUUUUGCUACCCGUGCUAUCAGUUAAUGCGGUUUACACUUGGCCGUCCGAGUAUGAUCAACUAGAGGAUAUUCUUUAUCUUCAACAAGGUUACAUACGUUUUGGCUUGAGAGAUGGUGUGACGCCGUGCGAUUUCUCGUCGACAGGAGGUGGACGUCAGGCGGCUGCGGAAUGGAUAAGAACUGCUUAUCAUGAUAUGGCUACCCAUGAUGUAGAGACUGGCCUUGGAGGACUCGAUGGUUCUAUAGCCUUUGAACUUGGCCGAGCGGAGAACCCUGGUGAUGCUUUUAAUGCUACCUUUGCAUUUACAGAAGACCUUCGCUCAAUUAAAGCUUCGUCGGCCGAUCUUCUUGCAAUGGCCGUUGUCGUUUCUUCAAUGUCUUGUGGCGGCCCAAUCAUUCCAUACAGAGGUGGACGAGUCGAUGCCAUGAAAGCUGGUGUUUCUGGCGUACCCGAGCCUGAUCAGGAUUUGGCGACACACACUGCAAUCUUCGCAAAGCAAGGAUUCAACACCGCCGAGAUGAUAACCAUGGUAGCAUGCGGCCAUACUCUCGGAGGUGUCCAUGGGCUCGAUUUUCCUCAGAUUACCGGCGACGGCAGCGCAGAAAACUUUCCAAAAUUCGACAGCACCUACACCAAAUUCGACAACACUAUUGUAACUGAAUAUCUAGGGAACAAUUCGACCGACCCGCUUGUGAUCGGUCAAAAUGAUACCUUCAAUUCCGAUAAACGUAUUUUUGGUGCCGACAACAACAAAACGAUGACUUCUUUAGCAGAUCCGACGAAUUUCCAAACGCAAUGUUCUGAAAUCUUCGCUCGAAUGAUCGAUACUGUUCCUGCAGACGUCACACUUUCUGAAGUCAUCACACCCAUCGAAGUGAAGCCAUGGGGAAUUUCUCUUUUCUUGGCGGGAAAUAACACUCUUUCCUUUGGAGGAUACAUCCGCGUUCGCACCACCAACCGCAACGCCGAUGAUGUGACCGUAUCUCUUCAAUACCGCGAUCGUAAAAACAACACUUCGACCACUACAAUUCCUGCCACUCGAGAACGUUACUUGUUGGGUCAGAGUUAUGGCUUCGCUUCAGAGAUCUUCACUUGGUAUGGAUUCAGCACUGUUCUUGAUGCUACAGCCGGCAUCUCGUCUUUCGAUGUCAUCUUACAUACCGUCGGUGCAGCUGAUGAAAUCAUCACCAAUAACGGCGGGGGUUUCCCACUCUCAGACGCCGUUCUAUACCAACCGGCACAAUCCUGUCAGCCACAGGUAGCCGUCGAUGACGCAGGCCAAUGGAAUAUAACAGUUACUGCAGCCGUUCGUGCCGAUCGUAUCAGCGAACCUGUCGCCUUUGACUGGGUAUCCGAGCGUGCCAUACCAGGCGUGAUGGUGAAAUCACUAGAAGUGCAACGUACAGCUAUGGAGAAGGUGAGUGAGGAAAUCGAUGGAUAUUAUUUAUUCAGCGGGACGAAGUCGAUCGAUGAUGUGCAAUGGUCUACCACGUUUGAUGUGGUAUUGGGAGAGGGAGAUGACGUAUCGAAAGUAGAGUUCCAGUCGACGUCGGCAAUGGCCACGAGCUGUACCGCAUUUUCUUGAAUUAUGAGCGAGUCGAAUUUAGUAUUGAUUAAUAGCGAUGACAUUUCUUAAUGACAACCUAGUUUUGAAUUUGAUGAGAUACUGCUGUAGAUUUGAGUUCGCUGAAUCGUGAUUG
Molecule: messenger RNA, 2600 nt
Organism: Botrytis byssoidea
Lineage: Eukaryota; Fungi; Ascomycota; Leotiomycetes; Helotiales; Sclerotiniaceae
Exons: 2
Coding region: 872-2485 (537 amino acids)
Biological process (GO): cellular response to oxidative stress; hydrogen peroxide catabolic process; response to reactive oxygen species
Molecular function (GO): peroxidase activity; heme binding
Source: RefSeq, a predicted model, not a curated record